Molecule: messenger RNA, 1478 nt
Organism: Jatropha curcas
Lineage: Eukaryota; Viridiplantae; Streptophyta; Magnoliopsida; Malpighiales; Euphorbiaceae
Product: ubiquitin carboxyl-terminal hydrolase-like protein
Source: RefSeq, a predicted model, not a curated record
UGCGAGUUGGGCAAAAACUCGAAAACCUGUUGCCAGUUGUGGAAUAGGCAGCAAACACAGUGCAAAGAGUAUUUUCGUCAGAAAACUCAGGCGAAGAAACCCAUUUUUAUCCAAUCUCUAUUGUUCAAAUUAUCAACUGGGUUUUCUCUUCUCUUCUCUUCUCUAAUCCUGUUUUUCAAGAUUCUAGAUUGAUGAUUAAUGCCUGUGGUGGCUGUGGUCCUCUACUUUGUUUUCCAGUUUUCAUUUAGCCGCAAUUUCUGAUUCUUGUCUGUUGAUGUCUGCCUACGCACCCGAGUCUGACAGGAAGAUAUCCAAAGUUGGUGGCAGAGUGGAUGAAGAUGAUGAUAAUGAAGAAGAAGAUGAACAGGGUGGUGGUGGGGCCCGUGUCAGGGUUAGUGCAGAUACCGUCAAGAACAAGAAGAAUAAUAAUAAGAAGAACAAGAAGAAGAAGAAGAAGAAGCAGCAGAGAAGAGGAUAUGGGUGUGCAAAGGAGGUGGUCCUCGUUCCAUUUAUAAAGGCGAAGAAUUAUCUGAAACAAUCCAGGACCAAUAACUGGUCCUCUUCUUCUUCUGCCACAGGUAAUAGGUUUGAUGGUAGUUGCUUUUGUUUAAAGCAGCCUUCUACUUUGGAAUCCCCUGCUGAUUCUCACACAAGCGACCCUGAUGAUCCAAAAUUUACCCUUGAGAUGUUAACGACUUUGAUUGAGAAAAAUGAUUUCUACUCCAAAGAAUGCAAUCCCCAUUUUGAUGCUACUUCUCCUCUUUGAUCUACUACUAAUAAUAAUACUUAUCGGUGAAAGUUAAGGGCUUUUGCUAUUAUUGCUUUCAAUAUCUUGACAUAAGCAUGUGGGAGGCUGCAGAAGUUAAGAUUGGGCCCUUGGAUUAUGGGUUUUUGUGAAAUUAGAAAGCUUAAAGCUAUAAUAUUUGAUUGCUUAAUAUUUGGCUUUUAUCUGCUUUGGGAAUUCAUUCAUUCAUUCAUUCAUUGGUAUUUCUCUGUUCUUUGAGAAGGAUCGAGUAUCAUUAAGUAUCUUUCUUGAGUUUAAAGAGCUUUGACUCUCGAACAUAUUGUGGAGGAGUCAGCUUUCUCUUCCCUCAACUGUUUACUUUCGAUGGAAAUUGGGAGCAAUCUUAUGAUUAAGCACAUUUGAGAUAUAUUACAUUAUUUCUUGGAGAAUUAUUUCGGCUUCUGUUGGACAUGCAGAAUUCAAUUGUUUAUCUGGAGGAAAUUUAAGGUUCAAGUAUAUUAGAACUAGUGAAAAUUGAAGGAUAAUACAUGUAUAGGACCAAAUGCAAUUUGUACUAUGGUCAGUUUCGUGUGAGAUACACUUGGAGUUAUUCAAACUACAUAUACAAUUUUUUUUUUAUUUGAUAUCUACAGUGUGGUGUUUUAGUCCCAAUUUUGUUUUUGGCCGUGCUUUCUAUAUCUUUGAUUGUAAAAGUGACUGAGUUAAGCAGGUUUUUUGCUGUUUCUUGCUUCUU